CUAGGACAACAAAUCUAGCUUCCACAGCUGCAACAACUAUGACAACUGCACCAACUCCAUCAAAUACUAUAACUAUGACAAGAACUGUAUCAACCACAUCUGUACCCACAUCCACAGCCAUUGACACUACAACUACUGGCCUAUCUACAACACUGGAAGGAACAACUACUGCUAUAAGCAGUACAGCAACAGCAACAGAAACAAAAAGCACAACAUUAGCUGGGACAACAAAUCUUGUUUCCACUACCACAGCUGCAACAACUAUGACAACUCCCUCAACUACAACAAAUUCUAUAACUACCAUAAAAACCAUAUCACCCACAUCUGUACCCACAUCCACAGCCAUUGACACAACUACUGCUGAAACCACUACAACUACUGGGCUAUCUACAACACCGGAGGGAACAACAACUGCUGUAAGUACUACAGGAGCACAAUCAACAAGCAGAACUUUACCUGGGACAACAUAUCCUGCCACUACUACAACAGUUGCAAGAACAAUGACAUCUCCACAUCCUACAACUGAUUCUGGAACCACAACAAGAGCAGCAUCAACCACAUUUGUGCCCACCACUAGAGUAUCAUCGACAACAACUGCUUUUAGCACAACUACAACUGAACCGACUACAAGUCCUACCCAAACUAACACAGGUGAAACAACAGCAGCUUCUGCUAGUAGUACAGGAACUGCAAUAACAACAACGAAAUCAUCUGGGACAACGAAUCCUGCAUCCAGUACAACAGAUAGAACAAGCCCACUUGCCCCGCAUACAACAGUAUCUGAAACUCCGACAACAAUUGUGCCAUCCACGUCUGUCGCCACUACAACGACAUCUUACAGAAGCACAACCAUUGGGACAAUGACUGCUGAAACAACCACAACUCCUGCGCCAACCUCAACAUCUGAACUACCUACUACUGCUAUAAGCAGUACAGCAACAGAAACAAAAAGCACAACAUUACCUAGGACAACAAAUCUAGCUUCCACAGCUGCAACAACUAUGACAACUGCACCAACUCCAUCAAAUACUAUAACUAUGACAAGAACUGUAUCAACCACAUCUGUACCCACAUCCACAGCCAUUGACACUACAACUACUGGCCUAUCUACAACACUGGAAGGAACAACUACUGCUAUAAGCAGUACAGCAACAGCAACAGAAACAAAAAGCACAACAUUAGCUGGGACAACAAAUCUUGUUUCCACUACCACAGCUGCAACAACUAUGACAACUCCCUCAACUACAACAAAUUCUAUUACUACCAUUAAAACCAUAUCACCCACAUCUAUCACCCUGAGCCACAGCGUUCGAUGCCAGUGCAGCUCGCGCAUCGAACACCUCGAUAAUAAAGUCGACCGUCUUCGCAAAGAUGUGUUCGCAGGUAUGGGCGGGCUGAGGCUCUGA
Molecule: messenger RNA, 1406 nt
Organism: Anguilla anguilla (European eel)
Lineage: Eukaryota; Metazoa; Chordata; Actinopteri; Anguilliformes; Anguillidae
Product: mucin-5AC-like
Exons: 2
Coding region: 39-1406 (455 amino acids)
Source: RefSeq, a predicted model, not a curated record